Molecule: messenger RNA, 1787 nt
Organism: Anthonomus grandis grandis
Lineage: Eukaryota; Metazoa; Arthropoda; Insecta; Coleoptera; Curculionidae
Gene: NaPi-T
Product: sialin
Exons: 11
Coding region: 115-1767 (550 amino acids)
Biological process (GO): monoatomic anion transport; transmembrane transport
Cellular component (GO): plasma membrane
Molecular function (GO): transmembrane transporter activity
Source: RefSeq, a predicted model, not a curated record
UUCCGUUUUCGAAAGCAAAAUGGUUUGAAUUUUUAAAUCUUAAGAGGAAUGGUGCUGUGAUUGUGUGAGGUUUUUUUUACAAUUUUAUAGUAUAUACAAAACAUAAAAAUAAAAAUGGAGAAAAAUUAUGAAAAAAUUAAAGAUCCUAAAGAGUGUUGCUCAGCUAGAAACGUUCUUUGGUACUUAGUCUUCUUUGGGUUUGCUGUAAAUUACAUGAUAAGGAUUAACCUUAAUAUAGCAAUAGUUGCUAUGGUACAGGCCAAACCUAAGAAUAAUGUAUCACUUACAAGUGAAUGUCUAAUGAAAAAUCAGCUAGCAAUAAAUAUGACUAGGUAUAGGCGUGAUGUGGAUUUUUCGCCUAAUCGUAAUGUAUCAUUAAGUACUUUACCCAUUUUGGCAAAAAAUAACGAUUCCACAAAUGCAUAUACUACACUGUCCCCUAAAGAAAGCAUGACGUUAUUCCCUAAAACCUUGAGUAUUGCCAAUAAAAAUAUUCAACAAGAAUUUAGUAAUGAAGAAAGAGGAUUUGCAUGGGAUGAAAAGAUUCAAGGUUAUAUUCUUGGCAGCUUUUUCUGGCUUCACUGGACAACCCAAAUACCAGGUGGACUUUUGGCAAGCAAAUAUGGUACUAAAAAAGUAUUUGGCUUUUCAAACUUUGCUGGAGUUGUAUUUUGUUUUUUUAUUCCUUAUUUUGCAAAAUUUGGAGCUUAUUCGUUAAUGGCACUUCGACUUGUGCAAGGAAUACUAUGUGGCUUUGCGUGGCCUUCAAUGCAUGAUAUGACCGCAAGAUGGAUCCCUCCAAAUGAAAGAAGCAAAUUUGUUACUGCUUAUUUAGGUAGUUCUGUGGGAGCUGCAAUGACCUAUCCAAUUUGCGGUUUUAUAAUCGACAAAUGGGGUUGGCAAUACGUAUUUUAUGCCAGCAGCGCUUUUGGUACCGCAUGGUUUAUUGCUUGGUGGUGUUUGGUGCACGACAGUCCCAGUCAACAUCCUAGGAUAUCUGAGGGAGAAAAGGAGUAUAUUUUAAAAUGUUUAGGCCAAAGUGUUGCAAAGAAAAAGGCCCCAGUACCAUGGUCCCAAAUUCUAAGAAAUUCUACGGUCUGGAUGAACGUACUGGCUCAAGCGGGCGGCACAUGGGGUCUUUUUACUUUAAUGACCCAAGCUCCAACCUAUUUUAAGUUUAUCCAUGGAUGGAACAUAAAAGCUACUGGUGUACUAUCGGGUCUGCCUCACCUACUGCGUAUGCUUUGGGCUUUUGUAUUUUCUCAGGUUGGAGAUUAUCUCCUUCGAUCAAAUAAAAUGAGCAGGACUAAUGUUCGAAAGCUAGCCACAGCUGUGUGUUGCAUCGGACAAGGAGUUUUUAUGAUGGCUUUAGCAUAUUCUGGGUGCGAUUCGACUAUAGCUAUAGUUUUCCUUACGUUAGCUGUUGCUAUUCAUGGAUCUGUAUCUACUGGACCUUUGGCGAGCGUUGUAGAUAUAAGCCCUAAUUAUGCAGCUGUUCUUAUGGGGCUCCUAAACACAGCAGCAGCAUUUGUCGGAUUUUUUACACCAGCAGUUGUAGGAUAUUUAACAUAUCAAAAUCAAACAACACCCCAAUGGCAAAAAGUCUUCUGGAUAUCUAGUUCUUGGCUAUUCCUAAGCGGCUUGCUCUAUGUUUUUAUUGCCAAAUCUGAGUUACAGCCCUGGAAUUCGCCUGAAAAAAACGAACAACCUGAAGAGGAGCUGAUGGUAGUGAAAACUGAAAAAUAUGUGGAGAAUAAUAAAAAAUAAAUGCACUAAAAUAUUUUGUA